AAAACAUUAAAACAUAUGAACACAUUAGUUAACACCUGCAAGAACACAAUAACAAGUAUAGGAGAACAUGAUAGCAACAAAUUUACAAUAAACAAGAUAAAAAAGAACAAACACACACACACAAAAAGUAUUUACAUAAUUCAUAUAUUCAAUCGGAUAUCUUGAAUGGCCAAGUUUAGAUAUAAAAGGCAAUGGAAGCAUUUGCAUGAAUUGAUCAGGCAGGUUUUCAACAAUAAAAUGCACCUACUUGUUUUUUGGAAGCCUAUUUAACUUUACAGUCAUAUUGAUUAAACUUCAACAAUUCAUCAUUAGGGAAAAGAACUGAGCAAUCUUUAGGACUAAACAUUUUAUAUUACCCAAAGAAACGAAUACAUCUAAGAAAUUGGAAGAGGGAUUAAAGUCAAAAAUAUGCCUCAACCUGCGGAAUCUUCUAGAAUUUCUCAAAUAUCUUCGAUACCAAACUACCGCCGUUUCGCUGACACUAAAUGGAAUGAAUUACCCAUAAAUCAUCUACCAUAUCAUAAGCGGAAAUUCAAAUAUACGGAGGCCGAUAUUGAUGAAUUGUGCCCAUGGUUUAAGCUUAGAUGCAGGCGAACCCGGAAGACCGGUGGGUCAAAGAAGGCGGCCAAGUGCGUGGCUUUUCAAUGUAAAAACCGGAAGCAAAAGAUGUUGAUCAACCCUCCAGAUCAGCAGUAUGCCAGUGAAUUCUUAUCGGAGGUUAUGAGAUUGAUAACACCUCAUACUGCAAAAGAAGUACUAGCUGACGAAUUCAAACUACCUAAGGAAGAAGUGAACAGAUUAACAAAAGAUUUAAGAGGUCCAAGAAAAAAAAGUGGUGGCUCCGUAAAUGUCAAGGCAAAGGAUGAUUGGUUGAAAGAAUAUAAACGAAUAAUCACCUCGAAAGUCAUAGACUACUUAGCAACGGUAAUGCCCGCAAGGCGUACUAAGAGAACUCACUAUAUCGCUGAAACAUUACUUAAACAUUUUUGUGAUUUGACCGAGGAGCACUGUAACUUGAAUAACCCGCGAAAUAGAUUACAGCGAAUUCAAGUGUAUGUUGCCGACAGAAUUGCUAUAUGGUUAGCAGAUAUAAUGGCGGAGACGGAUGAAGAUAUAUGUAAAGAUUUUAUUGAGAAAUCUCAGUUUAUGAAAAAAAUGAAGAUUGAAAGAAAAGCCAAACAUAAAAAAAACACAAUAAAGAAACCAAAGAAAAAGGGAGAACCAAAGAAAAAGAAAGAACCAAAGAAAAAGAAAGAACCAAAGAAAAAGAAAGAACCAAAGAAGAAGGAAGAACCAAAGAAAGAGGAAGAACCAAAGAAAAAGGAAGAACCAAAGAAAAAGGAAGAACCAAAACAAAAAGAAGAACCAAAGAAAAAGAAAGAACCAAAGAAAAAGAAAGAACCAAAGAAAAAGAAAGAACCAAAGAAGAAGGAAGAACCAAAGAAAGAGGAAGAACCAAAGAAAAAGAAAGAACCAAAGAAGAAGGAAGAACCAAAGAAAGAGAAAGAACCAAAACAAAAAGAAGAACCAAAGAAAAAGAAAGAACCAAAGAAAAAGGAAGAACCAAAGAAAAAGGAAGAACCAAAACAAAUGAAACAGAAAAAAGUUAAGGCAAAAUAUGUUAAGAAAAAAAUAGAGAAAGAGAAAAAAGAAGACAAAAAUAAAAAGGAAGUAAAAAAGAAAAAAGUUGUUAAGAAGAAAAAAAAAGUACAGAAGAAAGAAGAAGAGGAAAAGAAAAAAGUAGCGAAGAAAAAAAAAGUAGAGGAGAAGAAAGAAGAAGGGGAAAAGAAAAAAGGGGAGAAGAAAAAAAAAGUAGUGAAGAAAAAAAAAGUAGAGGAGAAGAAAGAAGAGGAAAAGAAAAAAGUAGAGAAGAAAACAAAAGUAGUGAAGAAAAAAAAAGUAGAGGAGAAGAAAGAAGAGGAAAAGAAAAAAGUAGAGAAGAAAAAAAAAGUAGUGAAGAAAAAAAAAGUAGAGGAGAAGAAAGAAGAAGUGGAAAAGAAAAAAAUAAAGAAGAAAAAGAAAGUAGAAAAGAAAAAAAUAGAGAAGAAAAAGAAAGUAGAGAAGAAAAAGAAAGAACCAAAGAAAAAGAAAGAACCAAAGAAAAAGAAAGAACCAAAGAAAAAGGAAGAACCAAAGAAAGAACCAAAGAAAAAGGAAGGACCAAAGAAAGAAGAAGAGGAUAAGAAAAAAACAGAGGACAAGAAAGAAGAAGAGGAAAAGAAAAAAAUAGAGAUGAAAAAGAAUGUAGUGAAGAAAAAAAAAGUAGAGGAGAAGAAAGAAGAAGUGGAAAAGAAAAAAAUAGAGAAGAAAAAGAAAGUAGAGAAGAAAGAAGAAGAGGAUAAGAAAAAAGAAGAAGAAAAGGAAAAAGUAGAGGAGAAGAAAGAAGAAGAGAAACAAGAAGAAGAGGAACAAGAAGAAAAUGAAGAAGAAAAUGAAGAAGAAUAUGUUAGUGAUUAUGACAAAGAGAGUAAGGAUUUUGUAGAAGAGAGUAGCGAUUAUGAAGAAGAAAAGAUAAGUGAGAAAAGUGAACCAGAAGAUUUAGAAGAAUCGAUUGAAGAAGAGGAAAAGGAAAAAGUAGAGGACAAGAAAGAAGAAGUGGAAAAGAAAAAAAUAGAGUUGAAAAAGAAAGUAGAGCAGAAGAAAGAAAAAGAGGAGAAGAAAAAAGUAGAGAAGAAAAAAAAAGUAGAGGAGAAGAAAGAAAAAGAGGAAAAGAAAAAAGUAGAGGAGAAGAAAGAAGAAGUUGAAGAGAAAAAAAUAGAGAAGAAAAAGAAAGUAGAGCAGAAGAAAGAAGAAGAGGAAAAGAAAGAAGAAGAAGAAAAGAAAAAAAUAGAGAAGAAAAAGAAAGUAGAGAAGAAAGAAGAAGAGGAUGAGAAAAAAGUAGAGGACAAGAAAGAAGAAGAGGAUAAGAAAAAUGAAGAAGAAAAGAAAAAAGUAGAGGUGAAGAAAGAAGAAGAGGAACAAGAAGAAGAGGAACAAGAAGAAAAUGAAGAAGAAUAUGUUAGUGAUUAUGACAAAGAGAGUAAGGAUUUUGUUGAAGAGAGUAGCGAUUAUGAAGAAGAAAAGAUAAGUGAGAAAAGUGAACCAGAAGAUUUAGAAGAAUCGAUUGAGAAAUCGCUGGUUGGGGAGGGAAUUUACGAACACAAAACUAAGGGAAAUACAAAAUUAUUGCCUGAGACGUCUGAGGCUAAGACCGUUUAUUAUAUCACGCGAUCUAAAGACGAUUGUUGCUAUUACAGCGUUAAGAAAAUUAGCGAAGGGAAAGCGUGUGCCGCGGCGAGGUCAGCGCAAUAUGAAAGAAUAGCCAUAAUUUCGGAUUCCAUUUGUAAGACGCCUCCCAAUCGUGGCCAUACUAAAACCGCUAAGGAGAUGAAAGAGUGGGCUAAAUGGUCAGCAGGCGUUGUCAAUCUCGCUGAAAAGUGGGCGACUUGGAUAGAUCAGACUUGCGAGCAGGCGGAAAUAAAAGCUAAAAGGGGUAAAGAAAACAAUCCAGAAUGGCAAAUGUUCAAAAGAGAUACUCAAGCACAAGCCAAUGAAUUGCGAAGAAAUAAAAGAUAUGUUGAAAAGAUGACUAAAGUAUGGAAAAGCAAGUAUCAAGACUAGCUUGAUGAUUGUAUUGUUAAAUCCAUGUAUUGUCCGUAUUGUUAAAUUUAAUAAACUAUUUUUCAAAAUUGUUACUAAUUGC
Nezara viridula (southern green stink bug) is the source of this 3682-nucleotide messenger RNA. The record is from the annotation of a GenBank genome assembly. NCBI's taxonomy places the organism in Eukaryota, Metazoa, Arthropoda, Insecta, Hemiptera, Pentatomidae.